AUGGGGUCAACGGUGUCAAACUUUGGCCAGUUGUGCGGGAAAGGAAAAACGCAAGAGGAGGAAAGACGCUUGCGAGCCAAUGACAGGCAUUUCAACCUGUCCUGUAACUACGCUAACAAUGCCAUCAAGACGUCCAAAUACAACAUUUUAACCUUCCUGCCUCUGAACCUCUUCGAGCAGUUCCAGAGGCUCGCUAAUGGCUACUUCCUCGGCCUUAUGAUCCUUCAGUUAAUCCCACAAGUCUCCUCUCUGUCAUGGUUCACCACUGCCGUCCCUCUGAUUCUGGUGUUGUCCAUAACGGGAGUCAAGGACGCCUCCGAUGACAUAAACAGACACAAGAGUGAUAAACAAGUGAAUAACCGCAAAGUGGACGUCCUUGUUAAUGGACAGCUGAAAAAAGAAAAAUGGUCAAAUGUGCAGGUUGGGGACAUAGUCAAACUGGAGAACAAUGAGUUUGUGACAGCUGACCUCCUGUUGUUGUCGAGCAGUGAGCCUCUCAACCUGGUGUACGUGGAAACAGCUGAAUUAGAUGGCGAAACCAAUCUGAAGGUAAAACAGGCUCUGACUGUAACUGGAGAGAUGGGAGGCUGCAUCGAGACACUGGCAGCUUUCAAUGGUGAAGUGCGAUGUGAACCUCCCAACAACCGCCUGGACAAGUUCAAAGGGACGCUGACUGUGAAUGGAGAGGUCUAUGCUUUGGACAACGACAAGGUGCUUCUCAGAGGAUGCACCCUGAGGAACACAGAGUGGUGCUUUGGCCUGGUCAUAUUUGGAGGUGCUGACACCAAGCUGAUGCAAAACAGUGGAAAAACAACCUUCAAACGGACGAGCAUUGACCGUAUGAUGAAUAUUCUGGUGUUGUGUAUCUUUGGUCUCCUGGCAUCGAUGUGUGCUAUUCUCACGAUUGGCAAUGCCAUCUGGGAAGCGAGGGAAGGCUCAGUGUUCACCGUGUUCCUCCCUUACGAACCAGGAAUUAACGCUAGUCUGACUUCCUUCCUCAUGUUCUGGUCCUAUGUCAUCGUCCUCAACACUAUGGUGCCCAUUUCUCUAUAUGUAAGUGUGGAGAUCAUCCGUCUGGGGAACAGCUUUUUCAUAGACUGGGACAGGAAGAUGUACUACCCCAAAAGUGACACACCUGCUCAGGCCAGGACCACCACGCUCAAUGAGGAGCUGGGUCAGAUCAAAUACAUCUUUAGCGACAAGACAGGAACCCUGACACAGAACAUUAUGACUUUCAACAAAUGCUCUAUCAAUGGGAAAGCUUAUGGAGAGCUGUUUGACUUUUCUGGACAAAGGGUAGAAAUAACAGAGAAGACAGAGAAAGUGGACUUCUCCUGGAACGACCUGGCUGACCCAAAGUUCAUCUUCCAUGACCACAGUCUGCUGGAGACGGUGAGGGAGGGAAACCCAGAGGCUCAGGCCUUCUUCCGUUUGCUGGCUUUGUGUCACACCGUCAUGCCUGAGGAAAAGAAAGAGGGGGAGCUUUACUAUCAAGCCCAGUCUCCUGACGAGGGCGCUCUGGUGACAGCGGCGAGGAAUUUCGGGUUUGUGUUUCGCUCUCGAACGCCGGAGACCAUUACACUAGUGGAAAUGGGCAGAAAAGUCACCUAUGAGCUCCUGGCUGUUCUGGACUUCAACAAUGUCCGUAAGAGAAUGUCAGUCAUAGUGCGAAGUCCUGAGGGCAAGUUGACUCUAUACUGCAAAGGCGCCGAUACCAUCAUCUACGAAAGACUGCAUCCGUCAUGUAGCAAACUAAUGGAAGUUACCACGAAACACCUUAAUGAGUAUGCAGGUGAGGGGCUUCGGACUCUGGUUCUGGCCUGUAAGGACUUAGAUGAACACUACAUGGAGGACUGGAUGCGUCGGCACCAUGUGGCCGCCACUGCAAUGGAGGGACGGGAGGAGAUGCUCGAUGAGCUUUAUGAAGAGAUCGAGAAAGACCUCCUGUUGUUGGGAUCGUCAGCGGUGGAAGACAAGCUGCAGGACGGUGUUCCACAGACCAUUGAGCAACUGGCUAAAGCUGACAUAAAAAUCUGGGUCCUGACUGGAGAUAAACAGGAGACGGCUGAGAAUAUUGGCUAUUCCUGCAACAUGCUGAGGGAAGAGAUGAAGGACGUCUUCGUCGUGGCAGCAAAUACUCGAGAAGGAGUCAAGGAAGAGCUGGAAAAUGCAAGGAGGAAAAUGAGUCCAAAUGCACCAGAGAACCCAACAGUGCACAGGUCUCGAUCUGGCCUGUUUUGGCUUCAGAAGACACAGACUGUGCCGGAUGAGGACGUGGCUGGAGAAUAUGGCCUGAUUAUAAAUGGUCACAGUCUGGCCUUUGCGCUGGAGAAGGACUUGGAGUUGGAACUGUUGAGGACAGCGUGCAUGUGUCAGACGGUGAUUUGCUGCAGGGUCACCCCUCUGCAGAAGGCUCAGGUGGUUCAGCUGGUCAAGAAGUACAAGCAGGCUGUAACUCUGGCAAUCGGCGAUGGAGCCAAUGAUGUUAGCAUGAUCAAGGCUGCUCAUAUUGGCGUGGGUAUCAGCGGUCAGGAAGGCAUGCAGGCGGUGCUCUCCAGCGAUUUCUCCUUUGCCCAGUUCCGUUACCUCCAGCGCCUCCUGCUGGUGCACGGCCGCUGGUCCUACCUGCGCAUGUGCAAAUUUCUACGAUACUUCUUUUACAAGAACUUCACUUUCACCUUUGUGCACUUCUGGUACGCCUUCUUCUGUGGCUUCUCUGCACAGACUGUAUAUGAUGAGUGGUUCAUCACUUUGUACAACCUGGUUUAUACAGCUCUUCCUAUCCUUGGCCUGAGUAUAUUUGACCAAGAUGUGAACGACCGCUGCAGUUUCCAGUAUCCUCAGCUCUACGGUCCCGGCCAGAUGAACCUCUACUUCAGUAAAAAAGCUUUUGUGCGCUGUAUGAUGCACAGCUGCUACAGCUCCCUCAUCCUCUUCUUCAUCCCCUGGGCCGCCAUGCAAGACACAGUGCGAGACGACGGUAAAGACAUCGCUGACUAUCAGUCCUUCGCUUUGCUGGCGCAGACCUGUCUGCUGAUAGCAGUGAGCAUACAGAUGUGCUUGGACACUCACUACUGGACAGCAAUUAACCAGUUCUUUGUGUGGGGAAGCCUGGCCGCCUACUUUGCUGUCACCUUCACCAUGUUCAGCAACGGCAUGUUCCUCAUCUUCACAUCUAUUUUCCCCUUCAUUGGCACUGCAAGAAACUCUCUGAACCAGCCUAACGUGUGGUUGACUAUAUUCCUGGCUACUCUCCUCUGUGUUCUGCCUGUUGUAGCUUUCCGCUUCAUUCUCAUUCAGCUUCGACCGACCAUCAAUGACAAGGUGAGAUAUAAGGUGAGGAAAGAGGGGCUCCCGGCUCCUGCACCUCGCCGCCCUCCACACCGACGCAUCAGCACCCGACGCUCUGGCUACGCCUUCUCCCAUUCUCAGGGCUAUGGUGAUCUCGUGACAUCUAAAAGGUUCUUGCUGAGGCUCCCGCUGAAGAGCCGCCUGGCGCUUUUCACCGAAACCGACUCUGCCAUUGCGCAGAACCAUCCACAGGUCUUCCGGACUGUCACCGAGGAGACGGAGGAGCAGAUGAGGGAACAGAGGGACUAAAACACUGCACGUGACUGGAACCAAAAGGACGAACUCCGGAGGAUGCACAGGGUAAACGUCACUACCUGCAAAGUUUCCAGGUUAAACUUGAAUUCUUUAAACCAAGUUUUGGAUUGUUUUUUCUCUAAAGGAUUAAUGCUGAUGUGAAGAUGCUGAAGCACAUGCAGCCUUAACAGAUGACGCUGA
Sphaeramia orbicularis (orbiculate cardinalfish) is the source of this 3786-nucleotide messenger RNA. It is a transcript of the gene atp8b5b, whose product is annotated as ATPase phospholipid transporting 8B5b. The transcript is spliced from 27 exons. Gene Ontology annotation, biological process: Golgi organization; phospholipid translocation. The coding region runs from base 1 to 3600 and encodes 1199 amino acids. Gene Ontology annotation, molecular function: ATPase-coupled intramembrane lipid carrier activity; ATP binding; magnesium ion binding. Gene Ontology annotation, cellular component: plasma membrane; trans-Golgi network. Lineage: Eukaryota; Metazoa; Chordata; Actinopteri; Kurtiformes; Apogonidae. The record is from RefSeq and is a predicted model, not a curated record.